Molecule: messenger RNA, 455 nt
Organism: Mucor mucedo
Lineage: Eukaryota; Fungi; Mucoromycota; Mucoromycetes; Mucorales; Mucoraceae
Exons: 1
Coding region: 115-372 (85 amino acids)
Source: RefSeq, a predicted model, not a curated record
GCUUACGAUGGUAUCAAUUUAUAAUGAUAUCCUCAGCGCACACGCUACUUUUUAUAAGAGAAACUUCACCUUCACUUUUUUUUAUGCGAAAAGUACUCAAGCUUCAAUUUGUCGAUGAGUCUUCAGCAAUUCUCUCAAACACUCCUUGGGUAUAAUACCCUCAACAAGGCCAAUGCGAUAUCAUCUCUAAAGGGUAUCCCCUUGGUCAUUACUGUACACACUUUAUGCAGUAUAGUAGAAACGCUGUUGAACCUAUGUGCUGAUGGCAUUACUGUUACAAGGAAUGGUUGUCUUGCUGCAGAUCCUUUUUUUUUUUUUUUUUUUUUUUUUUUUUUUGUACAGUGGUUCUUUGGAAGAAGCAUUCGCCUUUAAAAUUGUUACGGUAAUCACGAAAAAGCUCUGACUUGAUGGAUCGCUCUUUAAAGAAAAAAGGAUUUGUUAGAAAGACAAUUUUA